Messenger RNA from Labrus mixtus (cuckoo wrasse), 1743 nucleotides. Its product is annotated as G2/M phase-specific E3 ubiquitin-protein ligase-like. Gene Ontology annotation, molecular function: ubiquitin-protein transferase activity. The record is from RefSeq and is a predicted model, not a curated record. The transcript has 2 exons. Bases 102 to 557 code for a protein of 151 amino acids. Lineage: Eukaryota; Metazoa; Chordata; Actinopteri; Labriformes; Labridae.
AAAAAAUAUCUGUGAUUCUAAACUUCUGAAUGGUUUUAUUCAUGUUCUAUCUCUGUUGGUUUAUAGAACGGCCAGAAUGGUACACCAGUUCACAGAGGUGAAUGAACGCUUUUGGGAAGCUGUGGGACCUGGUAAAGGGGAACUGGAUUGCCUUCCUACCAUUGUUCACCAACAUGCAGGAGCCUUUGUCAAAGGCAGCAUUCAAGGCCAUCUUCACUUACAGUUUCAGCAGUAGAGGAACCAACCGACGUGAGGAAGAGGAGGACACCAUCUACUGCUGGGAGCUGGUUCUGAACAUGAUUGAAGACAAAUUGACUGAACUCAGAUUCGAAGACCUUCUGAUAUUCAUCACUGGUGCAGAUGAAGUCCCUGCCCUUGGGUUUCCAAAUAAGCCCUGCAUCGACUUCUUUGAACAGGAGUCAGGCCAGCGACGUUUGCCCUACGCCUCGACUUGCAUGAUGUGCUUGUUCCUUCCUAGAGGAAUCACACAGGAGGACGAAUUACAUCGGAUGCUUUUUCAGGCCACUAAAGACUCUUUGGGAUUUGGAAAGGUUUAGUCCUUAUCAAUUUAAAUUCAGAGUAGCAGAAUCCUGGCAGGAUUAGCUGAUACUUUCAGUCAGUUUGCAUCAUCUUAACUAAAAAAAAACAAUGUUAAAAUAUGGCUAGUCCCCCCUAACAAGUUCUAAAGUCUGUGUUCUUGUUUAUGUAAAAUCUACAUUGGUGCUUGUAAAGCCUGCUACUUAUGACCAUUUUAUUAUUGACUAAUGAGCCAAUGAGAAACCGUAUUUGCAUGACAGCCUUGUUUUUGUGAUGUAAAGCUCAGGAUGAGAGGCUAAAUGUUAUCAUUUCUUACUGCUUUGUUCUAGGUUGUUCGUCACAUAAAUUCUGCUUGAUCUCACAGAAACAUGGCAGUCAUGGAAAUAUAUGUUGUUUGACAUAUUGUUUUAAUAUUCAAAUGUUUUGCCACUAAAUGCCAGACAUUAACAGAAAAAGUUUAUUAUUAUUUGCAGUCUUCAUCCGUCUUGUUUGUCUGUCCAAUAGUCAAAAUCGAAAAUAUUAAUUCUACUUUCAUGUGAGAAUGAUAGCAUUAAUUAUCAUUUUAAAAUGCAAAUAUUAUAGACUUUUCUUACAACUUUAAAAAUAUCCAAUUCUGCAAUACUUCAGAUACAUCUUCUGUCAGUUGGUUGAACUUCUAAUUGACUAAUUGUUAAAGAUAAUUAAAUUCUCAUCUUCAUGAUCACAUGAUAGUAAAAUAAAUAUUUUUCAGUUUGAGGUUAUGACAAUAAAGUGGGUAAAACAAGUCAGAUGAAGAGGUCCUCUUAGUCUGCUGCAACUUACAGUGAGCAUUUUCUAUAGAUUUCUGGCCUUUUCAAAGGUAGUCAUUAGUAUUACUUGUAAACAAUUGUAAACACAUUUAAGUUGGGCCCCUCCUCCUGGGCUCGUCUCCAUCCCCAUUGGCUGGCGAAAACACAUCAGCUCCCCACACAGAAAUGUCCCAAGUCAAAUAAAACAUCAAAAUCCAGACAGAGGACAGUCUGUCUACAGACCAAGUCACCACCACACAUUUACUGUAUAGAGGCAAUAAGUAAUGACUGAGUGGGAUUGCUUUUGCAAGUCUUUUUUUUUUUUGGAUAAAGUUUCUGCCUCCAUCAUUUUAUUGUCUUUUCAAAACAAUAAUUAGCAAGUUCAUUGUGUUCCGAGAAUAAUGUUUUGAAGCUCUCUUGCACACACAAGAUACCUGUC